CCUAUUGAGAGAAAGUUCGCAAUGAGUUCCAAGUCUCGACGUCGGACUCGCUCCAGGUCCAGAAGUCGGAGCCGAGAUCGGCCGAACAAGUCAAGAGGAAACAAGUCUAGAUCUCCAGAUGAGAGGAGAGACCGCAGUCGGUCUGCCGACAGGAAAAGGCCCGCUCGUGGUAGGGGAAGAUCCGGCAGUCGGGACUCCAGCGAUGGCUCUCCGGCCCGACGUCGGCCUCAGCACAGGGGCCGCUCUGGUUCCAGCAGCGGCUCGGAGAGCGACCGGAGGCGCGAGACUCAGAGUCAGAGGAACAGGUCGAAGGGUCGGUCAUCAAGUCCUGAUUCAGAUAAUACCAAAAUGAGAAGGAGGAGAAAGGAACAGGAGAGUCAUAGAACAACAUCCCGAGAGAGGAGAAAGGGAAGAUCCCAGUCCAGUUCUGACUCCCAUGAUGGAAGCGGCGACAGAGAAAGGAGAAGAAGAAGGAGUCCUGAGAGAGGGAGUCCACUGAGAGACAGACAGAGGAGGGAGUGGGACAGAGAGAAAGAGAGGCACAAGAACAGCGGCAGAGACAGCGACAAAAGUCGAGAGCGAAGGAAGAAAAGUGAAGACAGGGAGCGCGGGAGGAGUAAGAGAAGCCAAGAGAAGUCUGACCGGGGCAGAGGCAAGCAGCGCUUCAGUUCGAGUGAGUCAUCUGAGAGCUCAGAGUCUGAUUGCGAGAGAGGCGCACUCAAGGAAAAGGAGGAGAGGAAAAAACAGAAGGAGAUGAUGAAAGCUCUUGAGACACCAGAGGAGAAGAGGGCCAGAAGGUUGGCAAAGAAGGAAGCAAAGGAGAAGAAACGGAGAGAGAAGAUGGGCUGGAGUGAGGAGUACCUGGGAUACACCAAUGCAGACAAUCCUUUUGGGGACAACAACUUAUUGGGGACAUUUAAAUGGCAAAAGGCGUUAGAUAAGAAAGGUAUCGGUCAUCUCGGAGAGAAAGAGCUCAAAGAAAGGAACAAAUGUAUUCAGGAGGAGAACCGUAGAGAGCUGCAGAAGGUGAAGCAGCUGCGUCUGGAGCGGGAGCGAGAGAAGGCCAUGAGAGAGCAGGAGCUGGAAAUGCUGCAGAGAGAGAAAGAGGCAGAAUAUUUCAAGACCUGGGCUGAACAGGAAGACAACUUCCAUCUGCAUCAGGCCAAACUAAGGUCUAAGAUCAGAAUUCGUGACGGCCGUGCGAAGCCGAUCGACCUUUUGGCGAAGUACAUCAGUGCAGAAGAUGAUGAUUUGGCAGUGGAAAUGCACGAACCAUACACGUUCCUCAAUGGGCUCACGGUCACUGACAUGGAUGACUUGCUAGAGGACAUAAAGGUGUACAUGGAGUUGGAACAGGGCAAGAACGUGGACUUCUGGAGAGAUAUGACCACCAUCACUGAGGAUGAGAUCAGCAAACUGAGAAAACUGGAGGCUUCUGGAAAAGGGCCUGGUGAUCGUCGUGAGGGCAUCAAUACAGCUGUGAGCACAGAUGUUCAGUCUGUGUUCAAAGGAAAGACAUACAGUCAGCUGCAAGCACUGCACCAAAACAUUGAGGCAAAGAUUCGGGCUGGAGGAUCCAAUCUUGAUAUCGGUUAUUGGGAGAGUCUGUUGCAGCAGGUCAAAGUCUACAUGGCCAGAGCAAGGCUGAGAGAACGACACCAGGAGGUGUUGCGCCAGAAGUUGUUCAAGCUGAAACAGGAACAGGGAGUAGAGAGUGAACCUUUGUUUCCCAUCAUCAAAGAGGAGCCUAGGAGUGAGGAAGAUGAUGAGAGAGGAGGGCAAACUAGAGAGAAAAAGAGAAACACUGAAACAGAGCCAGAGGAGGGUCCAUCCACAUCUACAGCAGGAAGCCAAGAUGAGGAAGGAGGAGAAAAGGGUGACAAGAAGGAUGGAGAGGAAAAGGAUGAGGUGGUGGAGGCUGUUCUGACGGAGGAGGACCUGAUCCAGCAGAGCCAAGCGGAGUACGACUCGGGUCGCUACAGCCCCACGUUGCUCAUGCAGUCUGAGCUGCCGCUGGACACCCACACGAUCACCCCAGAGGAAGAUGCACACCGACUGCAGUUAGCACGCAGACAGCUCCAAGUCACAGGUGAUGCCAGCGAAAGUGCAGAGGACGCCUUUGUGCGACGGGCCAAGGAAGGCAUGGGCAACGAUGAGGCCCAGUUCAGCGUUGAGUUUCCGGUCACUGGGAAAAUGUACCUGUGGGCAGACAAAUACCGCCCCAGGAAACCACGGUUCUUCAACAGGGUCCACACAGGCUUCGAGUGGAACAAGUACAACCAGACACAUUACGACUUCGACAACCCUCCCCCUAAGAUAGUCCAAGGUUACAAGUUCAACAUCUUCUACCCAGACUUGAUCGACAAGCGAUCCACACCUCAGUACUUCCUUGAGCCCAGUCCCGACAACAAGGACUUUGGGAUUUUAAGGUUCCACGCGGGCCCGCCGUACGAGGACAUUGCUUUUAAGAUCGUAAACAGGGAGUGGGAGUACUCGCACCGACACGGCUUUCGCUGUCAGUUCGCCAAUGGGAUCUUCCAGCUUUGGUUCCACUUCAAGAGGUAUCGCUACAGGAGAUAAAUGCCACAGAUCAGUACAGACCAAAGCUGCCAGUGACUGGGUUUUACACAUGCUGUACAGUAAAGGUGCUUUGUUGUUUUUGUUUUAGCUGCUCUCUUAGAAAAGCAGUGUUAAAGCUUCAAAUGACUGUGUACUGAUGUCUAAGAAAGCAAAACUGUAAUUUAGUCAAGACGUUACACAUUAAAGAUUUUUUUCCUUCUCCUUUU
Pelmatolapia mariae (spotted tilapia) is the source of this 2786-nucleotide messenger RNA. It is a transcript of the gene cactin, whose product is annotated as cactin. The record is from RefSeq and is a predicted model, not a curated record. Bases 22 to 2580 code for a protein of 852 amino acids. Lineage: Eukaryota; Metazoa; Chordata; Actinopteri; Cichliformes; Cichlidae. The transcript has 10 exons. Gene Ontology annotation, cellular component: spliceosomal complex; cytoplasm. Gene Ontology annotation, molecular function: protein binding. Gene Ontology annotation, biological process: negative regulation of innate immune response; mRNA cis splicing, via spliceosome.